CCGCUGGCGCUAUCCGAGAUGGUCGAGUCGCUCGAGGGCCAGGCCACUUCCGAAGCCCAGCGGGAGGCGCUCCAGCUGCUCGAGAAGGCCUUCGCCCCGCCCUCUCCCACCGAGCGCCCUGCGCUGGUAGAGGAGGGCGUCCAGAGGGCAGCGGCCGCCGAGCGCGCGGCCAGGCGCUCCCUUGACAAGGCCAUCAAGCAGCUCGCGGAUGCAAGGCAGUGGCUCGCGGAGUGCCAGGCCAAGUCCGACGCUGCAGCGGACGAGCUUGUCCUGGCUGAGGCCAAGCUCGCCAACGAGAAGAAGGCGCUGCAGAAGGGUCCCAUCAGCGCCAUCAACUUGUCCGCGCUGCUGGAGGCGGACUCCGAUGACUUCUACGUCGAGGAUGGCCCACUCUUCGAGUUGGAGGGUCUCGAGGUGUCGUCCGAGCAGCUCCAGCAGUUCGACACGUUCAAGGCAAAGCUGGCGGCCUCAGUGCAGGAGGCGGUGCGCAACCAUUUCGGACCAGGGGCGGAGGCGCUCAAGACCCAGCGGGAGCAACUCGAGGAGCUCAAGGCUCUCCGAACCACCUUCAAGAAGAGGAGGCGUGAGGCCGAGGCUGGGAGCGGCGGCGCUACCACAG
This is a messenger RNA of Prorocentrum cordatum, 619 nucleotides long. NCBI's taxonomy places the organism in Eukaryota, Dinophyceae, Prorocentrales, Prorocentraceae. The record is from the annotation of a GenBank genome assembly.